CUUCUUUCCCCCCCCCCGACGCCCAUAACAUUCAAAACAGCAGAACACUACAUGAUGCACGCCAAAGCCCUCCUCUUCACCGACCCCUCCGUCGCCCUCUCCGUCCUCAAAGCAGACCACCCGCGCAAAGUCAAAGCCCUCGGCCGCAAAGUGCACAACUUCAACGAAGCUGUCUGGAACGAGAACAGGGAACGCAUCGUGCGCGAGGGGAACCUGCUGAAAUUCCGCUCUGCGCCGGGGUUACGGAGACAGUUGCUAGCGACGGGGGGGAGGGAGCUGGUGGAGGCGAGUCCAAGGGAUCGGAUUUGGGGGAUUGGGUUUGCGCCGGAGAAGGCGGCGGGUGUGGAUCGGGACAGGUGGGGGUUGAAUCUUCUGGGUAAGAUUUUGAUGGAGGUUAGGGGGGUGUUGAGGGAUGAAGAAGAGGUGGAGGAGGAGAUGAAAAGG
Molecule: messenger RNA, 444 nt
Organism: Colletotrichum phormii
Lineage: Eukaryota; Fungi; Ascomycota; Sordariomycetes; Glomerellales; Glomerellaceae
Exons: 1
Source: RefSeq, a predicted model, not a curated record